Hydra vulgaris (swiftwater hydra) is the source of this 3603-nucleotide messenger RNA. RefSeq lists its product as uncharacterized. Gene Ontology annotation, biological process: signal transduction. Lineage: Eukaryota; Metazoa; Cnidaria; Hydrozoa; Anthoathecata; Hydridae. Gene Ontology annotation, molecular function: protein binding. The record is from RefSeq and is a predicted model, not a curated record.
UUAAAUGAGCACUCGCGCUGAAAAUGUCAACAUUGCAAAAUAAACAGUAAACAUUUGCUGAAGUCACGAGAGUCUCGUUAUUUGUUUUUACAACUAAGCACAGUGGUUAGUAAAGUCUUUUUAUGUCAAAUAAUGUGUUGAAAACAACUACCAUUGAAUUCUAAAAGGAAUUGUUAGCCGGAUUUUGAAACGUUAUAUGUUCCAAGUGAUUUAGGUUUAUACAAUAAAAUGGGAAAUAGUCUAUUUAGCAGCUCAGUUAAAAAAGAAGUAUCAUCACUUCCAGUAAGAUUAGAACAAGAACUUAAAGAAGGUACUGAAGAUACCCAUGAAGGAUCUACACUUGUGUCUAAAAAUGAAUUGGCUUAUGAUGAAUUCAUUUCAAAAUGUUGUGGUGAAAUAAGCUAUAAUAUUGGAAGUGAUUGGUUGCGAUGGGGAAGACACCUUGGUCUAAGUGAUUCAGAUCUUGAUAAUAUUGGCUCUGAUAACAAAAAUUGUUAUGAGAAAGCUGAUAAUGUUUUAAAAAAAUGGAAGCAAAAAAAUGGAAAUCCUUUAUGGGAGCAAUUAAAAAAAGAAUUAACGGCUUUUGAUCGUUUAGAUAUUGUGUAUAAAAUUAAAUCAAAAUUUGAAGAUACCUUAUCAAGUCAAGGAAAAAUUAGCACUAUUGAAUGUCGAAUUCCUCAUGGUUGUGUUUUUAAGUUUGACUUACUUGAAGAUGAAAUUUGUAGCGAAGUUGAAUUCCAAUUAUACAGUGUUGUUAAUAAUUGGACAGUUAUUAAUAAUAAGAAGCAAGCAUUUCAAUAUUAUUUAACAAAAAAAAAGAAUACGACAUUGUUUGUGAAAGUAGAAAAGUUAUUAUUUGAAAAUGAAACACUUAAUUUUAAGUUUUCAUUUCAAGGUUUAAAAAACACAUUUUUUCAACAUUUUUGUUCAGUUAAUAUUAUAGGUAAUUGCAACUAUGAGUUAAUCUAUAAUGGGUUGUGUGUUGCAACACCUGAACCAAUUUCCAACAAGGGGUUUAGACAAAAUGUAAGAACAACAAAUUCUUUGGAUUGGAGAGAGACAAACAAUAUUUGUUUAGUUGCUUCCAAGUUUAUUGAAAUAUUUACUGUGAAUUGUACGGGUAUACGUGCUGUACUACCUGGUUACCGUUUACGUUAUCAUGCAUCUCUUUUAAAGUGCAAUGUUGAAAAGUUUACUAAUUAUAAUGAUGAAAAUAGACUAACAAUUUUUGUGUCUGAACUCAACCUUGUUAUAAUUGCUCGUGUUGCUACUUCAAUAUAUUGCCUCAAGCUAGAAUCUGAACAGUGUUUAAAUGAUGUCAUAUUAUUUGUUAAUGUUAACAAUCCUCUAAUUGAUACCAAUAAACUAAUUAUUUUGGGAGUUGUAGUUUUACCCUUACAUGAUCGUAAACAUUUAAAAGAAGAGUUAUUUUAUCACUUCUCAGAGGAUUUUGAUUUAGAUAAAAUUUUGUUUCUAUGUAAAGAUGACAUUGAAGAUGAGAAUUUUGAAACUUGGUGGAGAUUAGUUGUAGCUUACUGCAUUAAAAAAGUAAAUGCAAAAAAUAAUAGUGAAGUACUAUUUAAAAAACUCAUCAGUUUAACUAUGAUGUCAAUGUCUAUAGUUGACCAUUGCUAUCCCACAUUAGAAUCAGAUACUCAAAAACAGAUACGAUCAUUGGUUCUUAAUGUUGAACAAAGAAAUGCAAUCAAUGACAAAGCUUUGAAAAAAAUCAUCACUGGAGGAUAUGGUUCAGGUAAAUCUAUAGUAGGAAAAGAGAUUGUUAAAAAAUGUAUUUCUCAUAAGUCACAAAAUCCUUUGACCCUAUUUUAUAUAUGUUGUAACCAUUUCUCUUUGUAUGAAUGCCAUAUGAAAGAGUUUGUUGACAGUUUAGAGAAAUCUUCAAAUAUUAAGGUUGUCUGUGAUAAUUUAUAUGAGUUGUGGAAAAAAAUGUGCAAAAACAAAAGCACUUCAAGCAAUUACAUUUCAAUACCAAAAUUGCUAGAGUAUUUAGCGAGCACCAACGGUAACAAAGUAUGUUUUGUACUUGAAGAACUUUCUGAAGAGUAUGUUAAAGAAGAAGAUGCAGCUCAACUUAAACAUUUGUUUGCAUCUAUAUUAAAAGAUUCUUUAGUCGUUUUUAUUCCUGAGAGUAUUUCAAAGAAUCGAAAAAUGAUAGCAAAUAAGCAAAAACGUACAAUACAAAGAAAUUACUUUCAAGAAAAAAUAAUAGGAAUGAAGGUCAUAUCUCUAAAUAAAUCAAUGAGAGUUACGGAAUGCAAUAAACUAUUAAUAGAUAUUACUCAAAAAACUAUUUGUGAAACAAAAAGUGUUUUAAACAUUCUAAACACUAACUUUAAAAUAUUGGAAGAAGGUAAAGGAAAUAAUUUGUUUAGAGUUGAAGAUAAGCAGAUUGAGGAAGGGAAAGAUUUUCAAAGUUUGCAUAUGUCGACAUAUGAUUCUAGAAAUAAUUCUAAAAAUGUAACACCUAAUUUUAUAGAAAACUAUGUAAAAGAUAAGGAAAAAAUAGAUGGCACACCACAUUAUGACUUAAUUGACACCAUUAAGGUAAAUAAAGAUAAUAAUUAUGCAUCUGUAAUAGAUAAAAAAGAUUUUGAAUCAAAUAUUACUAAUGAUGAAACUGUUAAUAAAUUUAAAGACUCAACAGAUUCAAAAAUUACUAACAAAACUGUUGAAAAUACUAACAAAAUUGUUACUAGCAAAACUGUUGAAAACUUUACAGACUAUAAAUCAGAUCAGUCUCCAGAGAAAUUAGAAAACAAGAUUAUUGAUACAAUUGUUAAUGAUUUUCAUGACAAUGAUUUAGAUUACAUGGCAAAGCUAAUAACAAAAAGUAUUAGUAAUAUUGAUCCAAAAUGUCAUAUGGAGACUGAAUAUGUUUUCAAAUCUGGUAAAAUAGGCCACUCAAUUAAAGGAGAAAAACCCAAGGUUGUGUAUUUACCUUUUCAUGAUAUAACAGACAAGCAAUCUGUUAAAUUGUUAUCCAUUGUAUUAGAAAAAAUUUGUUUUAAUGUAUUAAGAAAAACUGUGGUUAUAUGCAACAAUAUCGAAGAAGUGCAAUCUGUUGCAUAUGCAAUAGAUACAAUUAAAAAUUUUAAAGCAGUAACAUAUUCACCACAUAUGCAGAAAUACUCUCCAACAUUAGAGGCAAAAUUUAAAAUUCAUAAUAAUUUAAGAAGUGAACUGGACAUUCUUGUAACUGACUGCAAAGGGUUUUCAGGAGCGGAAUCUGAAUCUGUAAUUGUGUUUGUAAGUCCAGAAGAGAUUUUUCUUCGUCAUGUUCUUGUGGAUGCUAUUUCUAGAUCAAACUCAUAUUUAACUGUCUUUGUUAAGAGAUACAGAUGUAUCAAAAAGCUUUUAAAUAGCGACAAAACUAUCGGAAAUGUAUUAAAAUUUUGGUCAGAAGAGGUAGUUGAAAAAAUUACUGUUGUAACAUCUAAUAAAAAAAAUCAAAAAUCAAAAGAUGGUUUCUUCAUAGUAGAAGAGAAUUGCAAGGUGUUUAUUGAUCGUGGAUCUACUAUUGAUUUUGAAAAAUACAAGAGAAGUUUACAGUUUCAAGUCUUUCAUGAAAAUAACUUUAUGUAA